This is a messenger RNA of Chelonoidis abingdonii (Abingdon island giant tortoise), 1462 nucleotides long. RefSeq names its product family with sequence similarity 229 member A (gene FAM229A). NCBI's taxonomy places the organism in Eukaryota, Metazoa, Chordata, Testudines, Testudinidae. The record is from RefSeq and is a predicted model, not a curated record.
ACAGAUGGGGAAACUGAGGCAGAAAAGGGCAGUGACUUGUCCAAGGUCACCCAGCAACCUAGUGGCAGAGCCAAGAGUUUAACUCAGGCCUUCUGAAACCCAGUCCAGUGAUCCAGCCAAUAGGCAACACUGCUUCCUUUCUCUAGGGACCCUUUGUCCUGGGCAUUGCACAGACAUGGAACAAGUGACAGUCCCUGUCUCAAAGAGCUCACAAGCUGAGUUUGAUCAGAUGGAUCUGGUUGGUCAAACAAAUUGGCCAGACGGCUUUAUUUGUUUAGUUUCAGUUUCCAGGACAGGGUAAGAGUCCAGGGUGAGCGGCUACCCCAAUCCUGCUCUGAACCCCACAUUGUAUCCCCACGGGGAUCAGCUUCCAGGAGGGAGAAAAGAUCAGCCCCAGAUACAUUUCUAAUCUGGGCAGGGUCAGGGAAAAGCCCUCCUCAACAUGAGACCCAGAGCCUUUUUGGGAAAACCCAGGGCUGGCAGAGGCAGUUCCUCCGUUCACCUUCACAGCACGGUGGGGCUUUGACCCAAGACUAGCCCUAGAUGUGAACUAGGUCAGUCUUUUGUGUUGAUGCCCCUCAUGCUGACCAGCAUUGUCUCAUGGUUUUCUCGUGCUCCCCCAUUGGUCGUGUCUCGUGUUAUACUUAGAUUGUAAGCUCAGGGAGGCGGGGUCUAGCUUUUUGCUCUGUAUUUGUACAGUGCCUUGCACAAGGUCCAGGACUGGGGCUCCUAGCUGCCACUGCAGUCCAAAUACUAAAUCAUCAGCAAGAAGGCCUGGGCCCGAGUCUCGUGCCUGGGAGAAGGUCGUACCCUGCCACUCACGGGCUGUGCUGUGAUGUCAGAGCAGCCCUUCCGUGUCACAAUGUAACAGCCUCCGUGCCUCCCACUGGCCCCCAUCACAUCUUGCCCUUUGCACUAGGCAUUGUCGGCUGCCAGGUUUAUUCCUGGGAACUCUCUUGAGCCUUCAAGAGGUGAGCCUAGGCCAGAGAAGGGGGUGGCAGCUUGGGGCAGGGGUGGGCCUGAAAUCAUGGGCUCACCGUGCCCAGUCACACAGACUCUGACCUUGGUCCUUUUUUUACUCAGACAGGUCUGGGGCUAGGACAUGAGCUCCCAGGAGACCCCACAAGCUCGGAGAUUCCCCAUAGAGGCAGGAGAUUCUCCCAGCCUGGCAGCUGCUCCAGAGACCCAGGAGCCAGUUGCCACUGAGCACACUGCAGCAAGGCAGCUGAGAAGAUGCCCCGGGUGCCACUGCCUGACCCUGCCCAACGUUCCUAUUGACGUUUACAUUGCCAUGGGCGGGAACGGGAGGCCACGGACCACCUAACGGUUCCCCCAAGUUGGGCUCGAGUGCUGAGACCACCGAGCUGGUCACCCGAAACUCUCUGACAGCUGGAGAACCGCAAAGGACGCCGCCACACAAAACAGUGACGCACAUUUUAAUAAAAGGACAUCUUAGAAUGUU